GGCCUUGGAUUUAGUAUGGCUUCUUUGGAAAACUGCCCCAGAUCAUAUACCCAUAAAAUUAAUUUAGUUUAUAGUCGUAGCUCAGAUCUAACACACAUCACAAUCGCCGCUAAAAUGAAACGUGAACUUUUAACGUUACUUUGCGUUUUGUCAAGUGUCAAUAGCCUUAGCUAUACGGUCACAUCCAAAAUUUAUAUGGAUGUGAAAAUUAAUAAAAAACCAGCAGGACGAAUAGUUUUCGGGCUCUUUGGUGACGAAGCUCCAAAAACAGUGAAAAAUUUUAGGCAUAUUUGCUUGAAGGGUAUCAAUGGAACGACAUAUAUCGGAUCUAAAUUUCAUAGAAUCAUCGAUAGAUUUAUGGUCCAAGGUGGGGACAUAGUUUUGGGCAAUGGACUCGGAUCCACAAGCAUUUAUGGAGAUUAUUUCGACGAUGAAAAUCUUACAAUUGAGCAUCUUAGACCGGGUUAUAUAGGAAUGGCUAAUCGUGGACCAAACACCAAUGGAUGUCAGUUUUAUGUAACAUCGGUAGCAGCCAGGUGGCUUGACGGAAAACACGUUGUUUUUGGAAAAGUGGUCGAAGGAAUGGAUACUCUUUACGCAAUAGAGAGUGUUAAGACCGACACUGAAGAUUUUCCUCUACAACCUGUUGUUAUAACGAAUUGCGGAGAAAUGCCAACAGAACCUUACCAGUUCUACCCAGAUGAAUACAAUAUUAUCGGAUGGGUUAAAGCAGCUGGCCCAGCACUUGUGAGCUCUUUAUGUGUUUUAGGAACAUUCCACUACUUUUAUCGCCAAUUGAGUAUGUAUUGUUAAGAGCCUUUAAACAAC
Episyrphus balteatus (marmalade hoverfly) is the source of this 828-nucleotide messenger RNA. It is a transcript of the gene ninaA, whose product is annotated as peptidyl-prolyl cis-trans isomerase, rhodopsin-specific isozyme. Gene Ontology annotation, molecular function: peptidyl-prolyl cis-trans isomerase activity. The transcript is spliced from 3 exons. Bases 16 to 813 code for a protein of 265 amino acids. Lineage: Eukaryota; Metazoa; Arthropoda; Insecta; Diptera; Syrphidae. The record is from RefSeq and is a predicted model, not a curated record. Gene Ontology annotation, biological process: protein peptidyl-prolyl isomerization; protein folding. Gene Ontology annotation, cellular component: intracellular membrane-bounded organelle.